This is a messenger RNA of Brenthis ino (lesser marbled fritillary), 1179 nucleotides long. Lineage: Eukaryota; Metazoa; Arthropoda; Insecta; Lepidoptera; Nymphalidae. The record is from the annotation of a GenBank genome assembly.
AUGGAGGAGAAGUCAAGCGAUGAAGAUAAAAGUGAUUCGGAGAUAUUAAAUGAAUGUCAAAGAGAGUUACAAGAAUUGGAGAACCGGAAAAACGGAAAACGUACGCGAGAGAGUGAAGACGGCAGUGAAGAUGGUUUUAUAACAGUCCAAAAGAAAAGUUCAAAACAACUUUAUUUGAGAAAUGAAAAGGAGAAUAAGAAGAAAGAGGAAACUGAAGUUAUCACAAUAAAUAGCAGCAAGAAUCCGAAUAAAAAUACAGUUAGAACAUACAGCAGCGUAGUAAAAAGUACAGUGGAAGUACAUUCAGUAAACAUUCAAGAUAAGGAAAAUAAUUUGAAUAGUGAUGCAACAAAAAAAUCUAAUCCUACAAAGAAAAAAAGAAAGAAAGUAAUUAAGGAUAAAAUACCAAACACACAGGAGGAAACAUCAAUGGAUUGUGAGGAUUCGAGCUCAGAGAACGAAGAUAGUAUAGAUAAGAUAACUGAGAAAGAUGAAGAUAAAGAGAAAAGCAGAAAGUUUAACAUCCGUGACUUGAUUUGGAAAUUAAAAGAAAUUUUUAUGUCAGAAGAUAAGUUUGAAGAUAAAAUCCUUAUGAAGCACUAUGAUUUUUUUUUAAGUCAAAUUAUCCUCGCAGCUAAUAGGCGCAUUCCUUUACUAAGAUUAAAUACUGGUCCAACAAACAAAUUUAAACCAAGAGAAUUCUGGUGUUCAUCUUUUUCUAAAUUAGUGGCAGAACGAAGACUGGCUUUGGGGAAUUUUAGAAGAAAUCCAACUCCUGAUAAUCUCGAAAUAUUGGAGAGCAAAGUUACGGCGGUAAGGGAACAGCUUUGGUUGGCGAAAGGUUGCAGUUGGAGGAAUUUUUGUGGAAGUAUUGACGAGUGUACAUCUAUCUUAGACAUGUGGAACAAGAUGCAAUGGUUUAAAGGACUUCGGCAUACCCAGCUCUCGGUUCCAGAUGAUAAACAAAAAGAAUUACUUCGAUCUCUAACGCCAGACUCUGUGUCUAAUUGCGCCCCUACUUUAAUUUCAAAUAAUGAUCUUCUCGAGACUCCUUUUACCUUACAAGAAUUAGAAAGUUGUUUAAAGAACCGAGACACUGUUCCAGAGUUGCAAUCGGUACACAUUGAAAACUUGUUGGAAAAAUCAGACUUAGAAGAUAUUUGCUAUUCGAAGAAGAUU